ACGAGAUAGCCGCCACCGUUUGUCGUCUCGAAAGACUCGAUCUGGCGAGCUAAGCUCACUCACUUCUUGGGAGAGAGUGUUACAGCGAAGACGGUCAGUUUGGAGAAAAAUAUCUUUUAGUUUUCCUCCCGUUUUUUUUUUUAUUUUUUUGAGUUUCAACUUUAAGUUCGGUGUUCGGAAGACAAGGAUUUUUAGUGUUCGAUUAGUGACUAUUUUGAACAUUUUUUUUAUUUUUUUUUGUGCGAGAGAACUAUGAUGGAUUAUAGUUUUUACCAAUUAAGAUCAUAAAUCAGCCAUGCAAGGGGUGGUGUUUACGCCAGAAAAUCCUCAACAAGGCUCACCCCCUCCCAAUAACGUCAUAGUUACCAAUAUGGAAGAAUCCCCAGAAACCACUCACACAACCAAAGAAACCUUAAUCAACCAAAGCAAUAGAAGCGACUCCGGCAUCUUCUCGACAACCACUAACACAACCAUCGACCAAUCGGCUAAUUGCGACAGCGACAAUCGUAGCGACUGUAGCUCACCAGAACGCAACUACGUCUGUCCAAUUUGCGACAAAAUGCUGACCUCGCAACAUAAAUUCACUUUACACAUCCGAUCUCACAACAACGAAAACGAAGUUCAGGUCAACAACGAACUGAAAGGGUUCACUUGCAAGAUUUGCCACAAAAUUCUGAGUUCUAGUUCCAGCUUGGACAGGCACGUUUUAGUUCAUAGCGGUGAAAGACCAUUUCACUGCAAAUUUUGUGGUGACACUUUUACAACUAAUGGAAACAUGCAUCGCCAUAUGAGAACGCAUUCUAGUAAAGGAGAGAAUUAUGAGUCUGACGGAAGCAGUGAUAGUGGCAGUGGUAAAAGCAUCGAAUAUAACAACAAUAAAGUUGAUUCUAAACAUUCCAAUAAAAGAAAACUGGAAGAGAUUGAAGAAAGCAAUAAUAAAAAAGUUUGUAGCGAUAAUGAUGAUACUUCGCCACAAUCUUUUAGAUGUCCUGUAUGUGAACGAUCUGAUUUUAAUUCCAUUGAAAUCCUUGAGGCUCACUUAGAAGAUAAUCAUUCAGAAUAUCCUGCCAAAUGCAACCAAUGUAACCAAAUUUUCCUCAACAAUAGGCUUCUUACUCUUCACAAGGAACGCCUACACAGCAUCCCUAAACAAUCCAUUGUAGGCUUUGGAGAUUUAACUUUUGUAGACUUUUCCAGCCAAAAAUUCCCGCAUAUUGCCAGACAUGAAUGCGAAAUGAACAUGCACAGAUCAAUUGGAAAUUUGAAAUUUCAAUGUCAAAAAUGCUCCAAAGCAUUCCCAUGCUCAAAUUCUCUGGAUAUUCAUGAGAAAGUUUGCCUAGAAUCACCUGCAGGUUUGAAUUUAAGCAAACCAAACAAUGGUAUUUGCGAAGAUGAAAUAAGGCGAGCUGAAUUUUUCUCGAGAUUGAACCUCCAAGAUAACUCUCCAGAAAAAAAAGUUCCUCCAUUUCCUCCAAGAGAAGUUCCUCAAAAACUUCGGGAACAACUAGCUAAAGCUAUGGAUAAUACCAAAGAUUUGGCUGAUAUUCAGUCAAUUUUAUCCAAUAUCAAUAUGCAACAGUUGCAAAGCAAACACAACGAAUUGAGGAUCUCUCCAUCUAAACCCACUGCUGAAUCCGAAUCAACCAAAAACGAAAACGAAGAAGAAUCUCAAGAUUCAUUUGCCAUAGAAUUUAGAAAAAUGAAACUCCGAGGAGAAUUUCCUUGUAGAUUAUGCACUGCAGUUUUUCCCAAUUUACGUGCCCUCAAAGGACAUAACAGAGCGCAUUUGAGUGGCAACAACAAUGGAACUUAUUUCUGCAACAUGUGCCCACACUCUUCAAUAGAUAAAGCUGCUCUAAUUCGUCAUAUGCGUACUCACAAUGGCGAUCGCCCUUAUGAAUGUGCACUAUGCAAUUAUGCUUUCACUACUAAGGCUAAUUGUGAAAGGCAUUUGAGGAAUCGUCACUCAAAAACUACCAGAGAAGACGUAAAGAAGUCUAUUAUUUAUCAUCCUUCAGAAGAUCCUACCAAUGACGAACUGAAUAAGUUGACUGUGAAAGAUGACAAGAAGUCUUUGCCGAGGGAAAGAGAUUUGACUCCAGAAAAAGUUCAUUGUUCCACACCAAAGAUUCAUUUGAAAAAUGAAGUUACUUUUCCUGCUCCUACUUUGGUUCCUGAUUUACAAGCUCUCAAACCAACAUUCCAUAACUUAGAUUUUAUGCGUAACGCAAAAGAAACCAAAUAUUUCAAUCCUCCUUUCUUCCCACCUCAACCGUUUAACCUCACCACAAAAUUACCUACUACCAUAUCUCAUCUAGAAAAUACUAUUCCUACAAACAAAAUUCAAGUUAAACCUUUUGAGGCACUGAAAGAACCUCUUAAUGGUUCAUUUGAGCAUUCUGAAGAUGAUUAUUAUGAUGAUGAUGAAGAUGAAGAGCCUCCGAUGAUGGAUGUUGCACUUGAUUUAAGCAAAAAAAAAAUGGAUGAAGAUAAACAACGAAUGAUGGAAAGAGAUGAAGAAGAUGAACCCCAAGAUUUAACUAGUAAAGUGUCUAAUAAUAACUCCCCAGACAUUCCCCGAACUGUUCCUAAUGUAAAUGAAUUUUUUGCUCAACAAUUACUCAAAAAUCAUCAAAAAAUCGAUCCUGCCGCUGCCCUGUAUGCUACCCAACUAGCUAACUUGUACAGGACCGGUUUUCCUGGAUGGCCUGGAUUUCCUGUAAAUCCAUUGUUAUUCCAGGCAUUGCCACAAUUGCCUCACACUCCUCAAGAUAUCAAAGAACGUAUGCAACGUUUCCAACUAUGCGGAGGAUCCAUGAUCACUGAUGAAUUAAAAACAUUCCAACCGCCACAUUUUCAACAACAUUCUCCACCAAUGCCACCAAUGGAGAAUCCAGUUCCUAGCUUCAAUGGCGUAGAUACUAAACCUAAUUCUUUUCUUCAACCAUUACCAAAGCUUUCGGAAGAUUCAGAUGAAUCUCGCAAACCUUUAACUAUCAAAGUUGAAUCGCCAAACUUCCAUGAUAGUAGCUUACCAAAAGUUGCAAAACCAGAUCUCGUGCAUUCUCCUAAUUCAGUUAAAAUGGUUAUCAAAAAUGGAGUUUUGAUGCCCAAACAGAAGCAACGUAGAUACAGAACUGAGCGUCCUUUUACCUGUGAGCAUUGCUCUGCAAGAUUUACCUUGCGUUCAAAUAUGGAGAGGCACAUCAAACAACAACAUCCUCAGUUUUGGUCUCAAAGGCAACGUGGAGCUAUUGGUCAACCAGGGAGGAAGCCACAAGGACUUCUUUUGAAGCCUAGUUAUGGUGAUCUUCCUUCUCCUUUACCGAACUAUGACCAUCCAAAAAUCCAUGAAUAUGACGCAAGCAAAGUACAUAUUAACGAAAAGUUACGAUUUGCUUUAUUAGCUCAGCAGUUAAGAGCUAAUCGAUUCAAUCAAGAGUUAAAACCAGAUGACGAUGACGAGGAAGACUGCGAGUUGGUGAUUGAUGAAAACGAUAACAAUAAGAAUGAGGAAAACAACUUGGAAGUUGAAAAAAAUCAAAUUCUUCAACAGAAACUUAAAGAGUUUCGUGACCAAACGAGAAAACAGGGAUUCAGGAGCGAGGAAGAUUUGGUGCCAGUGUCCAGACUUUUGGACAAUGCUUCGCAGCAACAAUUCAAAGAGUACUUCAAGAGGGAUGGUGAUGAACACGAAGCUGGUACCGUCAGUGAGGAGGAUGAAGAAGGACUGGUGGCCAGUGGGAGUACUAGCGAGGGGAAUAUAUCCGGAACGGAUGAAAACAGAUCCGAAUCCGAAACCAUCAACCCCACAACUCCAGUAAAAAAGAAGUCAGCUUACUCAUUAGCACCCAACCGAGUAAGUUGCCCCUACUGUAGCCGCAAGUUCCCAUGGACUUCCUCUUUACGCCGCCAUAUUUUAACUCACACUGGACAAAAGCCGUUCAAGUGUAGCCACUGUCCUCUCUUGUUUACCACCAAAUCCAACUGUGACCGGCAUCUCUUGAGAAAACAUGGUAACUCAGCUACUACCAUCGUUACUAGCGAAGCUACUAACAGUAACAGUACAAAUUAUUUGAUGAGAAACGUUCCUGAGAGGCCUUUCAAGUGCUCGAACUGUCCUAGCAGCACCUUCUCCACCUACUCGAACUUAAAAAAGCAUAUAAGCUGCAAGCAUUCCACUAACGCUCAAGGCGAUGACAUCAAAGCUCAAGGCUACGAAGCUGGAAGUUCAGAAGACGAAAAAGUCAAUCAGCCUGAAAAAAACGAUUGGGAAAGUCAAAUAGCCUAUAGCAAAUUCGCUGUUGUGCCUAAUCCAGAAGUUCACCCAUCAUCAAAUCCAACACCAAACUCAGACUUACCAUUCAAAUGCCAUUUGUGUGAAAGUUCUUUUGCUGAACGCCAUCAAGCAUUGGAUCAUAUCAGAGACAAACACGCUUCAGAGUAUGAUCUUUUAAUGUCCAAAAAUGCUUUGGAUGUUAAUGCUACAACUCCAGACGAAGCACCACAUCAUGACGAAGAAGAUACUGAUAUCAGAGGCAAAUUUCCAGAUUACUCUAACCGAAAAGUGAUUUGCGCUUGGUGUAUGCGCAGAUUCUGGUCCGCCGAGGACUUACGUAGGCACAUGCGUACUCAUACCGGAGAAAGGCCUUUUAGUUGCGACAUUUGUCGCAGGAGGUUUACUUUGAAGCACAGCAUGUUACGUCACAGAAAGAAACAUGCUUUGAAUAACAGCUUUGAACAUGAUACGACCCAUAGUGAUGAAGAUGGGAAUAAUGCUGAAGAUGCUGUAGUUGUGAGGAGAAGUGUAGAUGUAGAGGUUCCGGAAAGUGGUAGUGGUGGUGGGGGGGAUUUGAUUAGUAAUCUUUUGGGUCUGAGGGAUAGGUCGAUUAUUGAUAAGGUACUUGACGCUUCUGCAGAUGAUGCUGCGAAGUUGUUGGGUGUUAAAAAUGGAGUUAGGGAAUAGAUUGGAAUUUAUAAAUUGUUGUAAAAAGUCAAAUGAUCUGACUUUUUCAAAAUGUUAAUAUUAUAAAAAUAAUUUAGGUGCGUUUUUCUAUAACAUGUAAAUUCUCUAGUCAGGUUAAUCCAACGAAUAUUUUUAGCAUUAAAAAUGCUCUAAAAACUAAAUGAUUAUAAAUGUAUUUAUUAAUGAUUGUAAAUCCACAUUGACGAUGAGUAGAUACUAGUUAAAUAAUGUAUUUUUUUUAAUAAUUAUGAUUUUUUUUGUUAUAACAAUUUUGUACAUAUCAUUGACAAAAUGAUACGGUCUAGGUAUACCAAAAAUUCUUUUAUGCAAUAACAUUUUUGAUAAUGUUAUUUGUUUAGUGUACAAUACUUUUGCGCCUUUUUCCUCUCCAACAUAUCAAAAUGUUUAAGCAAUAUAAUAUAAAAAAAUAAAUGCACUGCUAGAUUAUAAAUUGUAAAUAACAUAAUAAUAAUGGAUAAACGGUCAGUUUUUUGUAGUUAAUUUAACUUAUUAAUUUAUUUAUUUAUAGAAUAUUUAAACAAUCAAAACCAAAUUUUCUUUUAUAUAAAAUCAAAAUAUUUUUAUUUUUUACUGUUGAAAUUUUUAAUUUUUGUUUUUUUUAGUAUUAUAAGGGUUUUUUUUUGGUGGUUAGAAUGAUAGUUUUUAGUUUAUUUUAUUGUGUGUGCUUUGAGCGUCAAAUACUUAUAUAAAAAUAAAUUAAUGCUUUUGAGCUUGUUGUGUAUAAAAUAUAUUAAAGGUGGAAAAUUCUGCCCUUUUAUAUAAUUAAAAUAUUAAACUAUAAUUAGACUGACACUAUUUUGGUUUACCUUUGCACGUUAUACAAUUUAAUUAUUAAAAAAUUUCACAAAAUAUUCACACCGCGUGUCUUAAUAAAAAGCUUUUGACGUAAAUCUUUGCACUUCCAAAAAACAAGUUUUUUGGAGGUGAAAUUUAGGUUUAGUCAAAUAAAAGCUAAAAAAUUUAGCUAUUUAUAUACUUAAGCAAUUGGAGUGAUUUAUAUUUAAUUAUAUUAUUCUAGAUUGUAAGAUGAAUAUUAUUAUUAUUAUUAGGCUUACAUAAUAUUAUUGUAAAUUUUGUAUGGUAAUGAUUUUUUCUGUUAAAUGUGUAUGCCAUAUUUAGAGAGUGUUUUAUUAUCGGUAUAUGACUUAAAAUUAAGUAUUUCACACAUGACGAGUUUUUUUUCAAUGUACCUUUUUUGUUUAUUUUUAUUUCGGUAAAUAAAUAAAUAGAUUUUAA
Ceutorhynchus assimilis (cabbage seed weevil) is the source of this 6223-nucleotide messenger RNA. The record is from the annotation of a GenBank genome assembly. Lineage: Eukaryota; Metazoa; Arthropoda; Insecta; Coleoptera; Curculionidae.